Messenger RNA from Ogataea haglerorum, 1815 nucleotides. RefSeq lists its product as uncharacterized. Bases 1 to 1815 code for a protein of 604 amino acids. NCBI's taxonomy places the organism in Eukaryota, Fungi, Ascomycota, Pichiomycetes, Pichiales, Pichiaceae. Gene Ontology annotation, cellular component: endoplasmic reticulum; membrane. Gene Ontology annotation, biological process: GPI anchor biosynthetic process. The record is from RefSeq and is a predicted model, not a curated record. The transcript has a single exon.
AUGCAAAAGUCUAUUGUCUCCUUUUUUUGGCCCACGGAUUUGCUGAAUCCUGUGUCUGACCACAAUCUGGUUGUCGUUGGAUACAAGCUCAAUAGCCAAAUAGUGGUGAUUGACUAUAUUGAGUAUUCAAACUUUAAAAAGCUCAACUUAAAAAUCGAGAAAAACAACCUCUGUCUAGAGAUUAUCGGCAUAGUCAACUUCCAUCAUUUGAACUAUAGAAACUUCAAGUUUGAUGAUCGCACAAAUAAGCCUGUCAUGGAAUCGCAUGAGAACCUCAUUCUUUUCAAGCCUCCCCUAUCCAAAAAACUAGAAUAUUACUCCAUUAACCCAAUCUCCGUGGAUAUUUUCUGGACUGUGACGCCACAGGAUGUGCUCCCUUGUUCUAGAACAGCACCUAACAAAUUGGGCUUGCAUUUUGGUACUCCAUCGAAAACCAGAGACCUCGAAGAUGUCAUGAAAUUCAUCAAUCUCACAGAGUAUACAAGAUACAAACUUUUACAAUCCCACAAAACUAAAACUUCACUGUAUACAGACACCAUCGGUCAUUGUAUCAACUGGAUUGGCUCCUUUGUGCUCCUUUUGUAUUGUGCAGCUUUUCGACCUUUUUGCAAAAUACUAAUCAGCGUUUUAAGCUAUCCGCUAUGGUUCAAUCCAGAAACCAAGACAUAUGUCACUCCAUCAACUUGCAGCUUUGUACUUCACCAGCUCACCUUCAGAGCAAAGCAGUUUCACCACCUUCCUAUACAAUUUCAAAGGCUGCGAAACUCCAAUUAUGAAACCGAGAAGUUGUUAAUAAAAGGGACUAGAUUCUCUCCCAGUGAGUACAUCAAAUUCUACAAUUCACUUUGGCUGAUACUGGAUGACUUGCUGAUGGGUAUUAUAGUGUCAAAUUUGUUGUCCAAAUAUCACAACCUAUUGGUUCAGGGAACGAAUGCACUGAUCUUGAAAUUUGAAGACUCGCUACUAUACCUAGUCAAAUGGCUCAUGAAUUUCCCUGGUGGCUUUAAGCUGAACAAUGAACUUGCCGAAUUCUUCGGAGAGCUCUUCAUGUGGGUGCUGGACUUCUGGAAUGAAUAUGUACUCCGAACAAUCUUGAACAAUUCGUCCACUAUCAUUCGAGCUAUUACAUUGCUAGUCAACUUUGGCGGACUUAGCAUGCUCAUUGCUUCCAUUAUGGACCUGCUAGAUUUAAUGAGUUUGCACUUGCGCUGUUUCUAUUUUGCCUCAACUCGUGUGUUCAAUUGGCAAUGGCAUAUCAUACAGUCUCUUUUUAGACUAUUCUACGGGAAAAAGUACAAUAUUUUGAGGAAUAGAAUUGACUCGCAUAACUAUGAGUUUGACCAGUUGCUUUUCGGUAUCAUUAUAUUCACCCUUUUGGUCUACUUGUUGCCUACAGUGGUUGCGUUUUAUUUGAACUUUGCAGUCAGUCGGCUUCUCACUCUCUUCCUUCAUACUGCUCUGGAAUUUGUUCUGGUCACGCUUAACCAUCUACCAAUAGUGGUUCUUCUUCUCAAAGCCAAACAUAAAGAAAGACUGCCCGGAGGUGUUAUUUUCGAGUGCCGAACUACAGUCAAUGACACACACUAUUUCCAGCUAAUGGCCCGACCCCUGAGCUUGAAGGAAAUCAUCUAUAGCCACAUCAGGUCGAUGAUGAUCUUCAAUCUCAACAAUCUCCAAGAGUUACAGCGCGAUGGCUCCAAAGCUAACAUUCAAGAUGUCGUUAAUCAAUGGAACCAUGUAUCACUGGUCGGAGUACUUAAAAACAUUGCAUUGGGGAACUUCAUACACAGCUUCGAUUAUAAAAGACUGUUUUAA